UUAUGUUCGGCACACAACCAAAAUGAUACAGGAUCCUGAUGUGACACGUUAUUGUUGACCGAGCAUUUUAAUGACGUGGUUCGAUUUUAAUUAUUACUCCGUUAAAUACAAUUAACUUAACAAAAACAAAAACUGAAUAAAAAAAGCAAAAAAAAAAAAAAAAAAACAUACAGAUUGCAGGAAAACACGUUACAGAGGAAUCAGGCGUCACCUCGUGAUCUCGACUUCGGCCACCUCUCUCUGGUAACGGAGUGACCUCGUGAUUUUGUCUUAUCGCUAUUCGCUAUUAUGUCAGACGUGGAGGAUGUGAAAGACCAACAGGAGGGCUCUGAAAAAUGCAUGCCAUCAUCUCAAGAGGAGGAGGAAGCUAUUAGGAAGAAAUAUGGUGGGAUUAAACCCAAGAAACAACCACUCAUUUCUAAGGACAAUGAACGUGCAUUUUUUGAUUCUGCUGAUUGGGCUCUGGGAAAGCAUGGUGGGGAGAAGCCCAAAGGACCACUUGAAGCACUUCGGCCUAAAUUGCAGCCAACACAACAACAGACACUAUACCGGAAAUCUCCUUGUGCACCAUCAGAUGGUGAAGAUGGAGGAAAUGUUUCGUCAGAGGAUGCAACUGCAAAUGAAUGAGAGGCUGCUGUUGAUCUUGUGAGGACUGUCAAUUUUGAAGCUAAUAUAUCUAGAUAGAGAUGAGCAAUUUUCUGUUGGUUCAAUAAAAUUGGCGAUGAUGCUUCCAUAUUUGCUAAAAGAGAAAUAAAAACACCUACUAUCUUUAGUUUAGAUUUGCCAUUUGUAAAACUAUAAAUUUUAAAGUUGAUGUCCUUACCCCCCCACCCACCCCCUAAUUAUAUAAUUUUGGUUAAAGAA
Messenger RNA from Cornus florida, 864 nucleotides. RefSeq lists its product as uncharacterized. Bases 289 to 627 code for a protein of 112 amino acids. Gene Ontology annotation, cellular component: cytoplasm. The record is from RefSeq and is a predicted model, not a curated record. Gene Ontology annotation, molecular function: protein phosphatase inhibitor activity. NCBI's taxonomy places the organism in Eukaryota, Viridiplantae, Streptophyta, Magnoliopsida, Cornales, Cornaceae. The transcript has 7 exons.